AUGUUAAAAAGCAUAACUGCAGAUGGAACAAAAUCAAGCGAUAAAAGACCACGCAGUAUAAGUACAUCGUCUCACAUCCCGGUCCAUUUCGCUGUCCACAAGCCAGGAUGCCACUUCGAGAGUUGCUGCGGGGUAUGCAAUCUAUUCCCCGGCGUCUUGUUAAUUGCGUUCUCGCAAGUUUUAGUUGGAUCUGUUCUGUUGACGAUCGUUCUAACACAUGGCAAGCAGUACGACGAUAUGCAUCAGACUCCACGCACACAAUUUAUGAGUAUGGCUACUGGGUCUGUGCUGAGUGGUGUCACCGGCGCUGGUGUGCUAUUGAUCAUUGUGGCGCUCACUGAAAACUGUCGAGCGAUGCUGGUCUAUCUACUUGUAGCUACGAUGGUCUGGCUGGGAAUAGUGUCUUUAGCGCUCGCUAAGAUAGGCAGAGCCUGUGUGCGUUUUAAAGAUGCUCCGAAAAUAAAAGAUGAACAACAUAGGCUCGCUAAUUUAGCGUGUGUUACUGGACUUUUUACAUUCCUCGGUGCUGUUAUUUACUUCUUUUCCUUCGUAGUUGUCUUCAGCUUCUACCAUUUCCGGUACGUGAGACGCGCCAUUUUGUUGCACGAAGCGGCAUGUCAGUAA
Molecule: messenger RNA, 624 nt
Organism: Nymphalis io (European peacock)
Lineage: Eukaryota; Metazoa; Arthropoda; Insecta; Lepidoptera; Nymphalidae
Exons: 5
Coding region: 1-624 (207 amino acids)
Source: RefSeq, a predicted model, not a curated record